Molecule: messenger RNA, 2821 nt
Organism: Sorex fumeus (smoky shrew)
Lineage: Eukaryota; Metazoa; Chordata; Mammalia; Eulipotyphla; Soricidae
Gene: SLC25A21
Product: solute carrier family 25 member 21
Exons: 10
Coding region: 195-1094 (299 amino acids)
Biological process (GO): transmembrane transport
Source: RefSeq, a predicted model, not a curated record
GGGUGUGUGUUGGGGGGGGGGGGGGGCGCACAAUCUAGACGCCCACACCCGGCGGGCAGCGCUCGGGGUCGCCCCGGAGCCAAGUGGGGCGAGAGGGCGCCACGAGCCGUCGGAGCCGAGGCCCCAGCAGGACGCCAGUCACGGGGUUGCCGCCCGCAGGGAGCGACGCGCGCGUGUCCACGAGCUCCGGGACGAUGUCCACCAGACCCCACGCCGGCUUCGCGAGCGACGCGGCCCGGCAGGUCCUGGCCGGCGGCUCCGCGGGUCUUGUAGAAAUUUGCCUGAUGCACCCCCUCGACGUGGUGAAAACCAGGUUCCAGAUUCAAAGAUGUGCAACUGAUCCAAACAGUUACAAAAGCUUAGGAGACAGCUUCCGAAUGAUUUCCCGAACAGAAGGGUUGCUUGGUUUCUACAAGGGAAUCCUGCCACCCAUCUUGGCUGAAACACCAAAAAGAGCAAUAAAGUUUUUCACCUUUGAGCAGUACAAGAAAUUACUUGGAUAUGUGUCACUGUCACCAGCAUUGACAUUCGCCCUUGCUGGAUUGGGAUCUGGACUAACAGAAGCCAUCGUGGUUAACCCUUUUGAAGUAGUAAAAGUUGGCUUGCAAGCCAAUCGGAACACAUUUACAGAGCAACCAUCUACUAUGAGUUAUGCAAGACACAUCAUUAAGAAGGAAGGCUUUGGACUCCAGGGCCUCAACAAGGGAUUUACAGCAACUUUGGGACGCCAUGGGAUUUUCAACAUGGUUUACUUUGGCUUCUACCACAAUGUCAAAAACAUCAUUCCUGUCAAUAAGGAUCCAACCUUGGAGUUUUUGAGAAAAUUUGGGAUCGGUCUUCUCUCGGGCACCAUCGCCUCCAUCAUUAACAUCCCCUUUGAUGUUGCCAAAAGUAGAAUUCAAGGGCCUCAGCCAGUUCCCGGAGAGAUCAAGUACAGAACCUGUUUGAAAACGAUGGCAACAGUCUAUCAGGAAGAAGGGAUUUUAGCUUUGUACAAAGGCCUGCUUCCCAAGAUUAUGAGGCUUGGACCAGGUGGUGCAGUGAUGCUGCUGGUUUAUGAAUAUGCUUACUCAUGGCUUCAGGAGAACUGGUGAUUGCCUAUGAAGUGUUUCCCCCUUUCUGAUCAUGGAUAUUUGCUAUAUAGCACCUUAGAGACUAGAGUCAGCUAAACUAAUUCAAUUAUAAUAUGAUUAUGCAACAUAAUAAAGGGGUAAAACUAUUUGUCAAGAACAAAACCUAUCUGGGUAUUUCAGAAAAUAUCCCUAAGCAAUUUAAGCUUGUUUUGUCAUAUCCAUAAAAUCAUAAAAGUGUUAAAUAAUAAAGUAUAUACACUGAAUAAUAGAAAAAUAGCAUAGAAAUCAGAUAUAUCUCAUACCAGCAGUGUAUGCUCCACUUAAAUUGCUUCUCCAUAAAAAUUUAUUAUGUUGACAAGUUUUUUUUUUAAGAAGCCAAGAAAUGCUUAAAUUUUUUUUUUUUUGGCUUUUUGGGUCACACCUGGGCUCUGCACUCAGGAGUUACUCCUGGCAGUGCUCAGGGGACCAUAUGGGAUGCUGGGGGUCGAACCCGGGUCAGCCGCGUGCAAGGCAAACGCCCUACCCGCUGUGCUAUCUCUCCAGCCCCGAAAUGCCUAAAAUUUUUUAAAUAAACCAUUCUAUGUCAAUUUUUAAAGAAUUACUCAACAAAGAACUGGGUUAAAGAUUUGUUAAGACAAAAUUUAAAGUUCUUAUUAAGGAGUUAAAUUUUUCUAUAAGUAACAUUUAAAAACACAAGGAAAAAAUUUUUAAAUCCACUGAAAUAUUGAAUCUUGUUAGUUAUACAUUAAAAUUUAAAUCCAUAGAUUUUCAUUAAUAUACAUGACAGCAAUAUUUUCCUAACUCUAAUUUAUGUAUUGCAUGGUUGUUUAAAGCAGAUUAUAUUUUUAAAUCAUUAUAUUUUAAUUCUUUUUGGCAAAUAGAAAUAUGAAUUUAUCUUAAACUAUUUCUUUUACAUAAUUCCCUUGAAAAGGAAUUUUGUUGCUAAAAUUUUUUCACAUUAAAUCACAAAUUUAAACCACUUCUUGGGCCAAUAGUGCUGCUACAUCCAAAUACCUUUGGUCAAAACACUUAUCUACGAUAUUCUUAAGAUAAAAUGGGGGCUGAUCACAAAGAUAAUACAGUAGGUAAAGUGCUUGCCAUGCACCCUGCAGACCUCAGCACCCCAUACGUUCUACUGAGCACCACCAGGAGUGAUUGAAAGGGGCUAGAGAGCUAUAUAGGAGUUAAGUACUUGCCUUGCAUGCUAUUAACUUCAGUUCUAAUCUCCACCGCCACAUAUGGUCCCCUGAGCACAGCCUGGGUCAUUUUGCUGGGAAUAGCCCAUGCAUACUGCCAGGUGUAUCCCCAUACACAUAUGAAAAGAAGGAAGUUAGAGGAAAACUGCGUUUCCAGAUUAUUAGUUUUAAGUGACCGCAUCAGGUGUGACGUUAGCUAUCUGCAUUGUUAAGAUAUGAAUUAUGAAGAUGAAACCAUUUCAAGAUAGAAGUAUACUUUAACAUUUUCAAAGAUUCCUAUACUAACAUGCACUACAAAAAUAUUUCCUUGACUUUGAUAUACAAAACUUGAUUCUAUAUCUGGAUACUGAUAAGAUUCUCCUUCGGUAGCUGAAGUCAACAAAAAUAGCUGCAUGUUUUAUAUGCAACCUGUUCUAAACUACUAUGGUAUAUUUCUGCAUGUCACUAAAGAAUUCUUAAAAAAAUAAAAGAUAGCAUAAUAAUUAUUUCUUUUUAUUAAUUUAGAGCAUUUGAAGUAUAAAAAUAAAGGCUUUUUGACAAACUGUAUAUACA